AUGGGGAAGGAGGAUAUCCUCUGGGCUGAGAAUAGAGAUGAGAACAAGAACCCUUGGAGGAGCAGCCUGGGUCCCAUUUCCACGCAUCCCUUACCCUAGGGCAGGGUUUCCCAAACUUGGUCCUGGGGCCCUCUCUGGGUGCACAUUUUGGUUUUUGCCCUAGCACUACACAACUGAUUAGUGGUUGGGCAAAAAAACUAAACGUGCACCCCUUGGGUUCCCCGGGACCAAGUUUGGGAAACGCUGCCGUAGGGACACCCAUCCAAUAACCCAUCUGUUCAGAUGUUUAUUAUAUUUCCUCAGUGCUGCUGACUACAAUGGGGGGAAAAGUCAUUCCAUUGACAAAUUUUUCUAUAAGUUGUAUGUGCCGCAAAAGUGAAUUUGUCACAACACAAUGCCAGAGGGAGAGUGUAAUUAGCAUGCUGACUGCAGGAAUGUCCACCAGAGUUGUCGCCAGAGAAUGUAAUGUUAAUUUCUUUACCAUAAGCCGCCUCCAACGUCGUUUUAGAGAAUUUGACAGCAUGUCCAACCGGCCUCACAACCGCAGACCAUGUGUAUGGGGUCGUGUGGGAGAGCGGUUUGCUGUUGUCAACAUUGUGAACAGUGUGCCCCAUGGUGGCAGUGGGGUUAUGGUAUGGGCAGGCUGUUAUAAGCUACGGACAGUGAACACAAUUGCAUUGUAUCGAUGGCAACUUGAAUGCACAGAGAUACUGUGAUGAGAUCCUGAGGUCCAUUGUCGUGCAAUUCAUCCACCGCCAUCACCUCAUGUUUCAGCAUGAUAAUGCACAGCCCCAAGUCACUAGGAUCUGUACACAAUUCCUGGUAGCUGACAAUGCCCCAGUUCUUCCAUGGCCUGCAUACUCUCAAGACAUGUCACCCAUUGAGAAUGUUUGGGAUGCUCUGGAUCGACGUGUAUGACGGUGUGUUCCAGUUCCCGCCAAUAUCCAACAACUUCGCACAGCCAUUGAAGAGGAGUGGGACAAUGUUCCACAGGCCACAAUCAACAGCCUGAUCAACUCCAUGCAAAGGAGAUGUCGCUCUGCAUGAGGCAAAUGGUGGUCACACCAGAUACUGACUGGUUUUCUGAUCCAUGCAAAUGUAUUGAAAAUGAAAUACAGAUCUCACUUACAUAAGUAUUCAGACCCUUUACUCAGUACUUUGUUAAAGCAACUUUGGCAGCGAUUAUAGCCUCGAGUCUUCUUGGGUAUGACGCUACAAGCUUGGCACAACUGUAUUUGGGGAGUUUCUCCCAUUGUUCUCUGCAGAUCCUCUCAAACUCUGUCAGGUUGGAUGCGGAGCGUCGCUACACAGCUAUUUUCAGGUCUUUCCAGAGAUAUUCGAUCGGGUUCCGGGCUCUGGCUGGGCCACUCAAGGACAUUGAGACUUGUCCCGAAGCCACUCCUGCAUUGUCUUGGCUGUGUGCUUAGGGUUGUUGUCCUGUUGGAAGGUGAACAUUGGCCCCAGUCUGAGGUCCUGAGUGCUCUGGAGCAGGUUUUCAUCAAGGAUCUCGCUGUAAUUUGCUCCGUUAAUAUUUUCCUCGAUCCUGACUAGUCUCCCAGUCCCUGCCGCUGAAAAACAUCCCCACAGCAUGAUGUUGCCACCACCAUGCUUCCCCGUAGGGAUGGUGCCAGGUUUCAGGUCAAAGAGUUCAAUCUUUGUUUCAUCAGACCAGAGAAUCUUGUUUCUCAUGGUCAGAGUCCUUUAUGUGCCUUUUGGCAAACUCCAAGCAGGCUGUCAUGUGCCUUUUACUGAGGAGUGCCUCCGUUUGGCCACUCUACCAUAAAGGCCUGAUUGGUGGAGUGCUGCAAAAUCAAAAGUAACAGUCAGUAUCUGGUGUGGCCACCGGCUGCAUUAAGUACUGCAGUGAGCAUCUCCUCUUCAUGGACUGCACCAGAUUUGCCAGUUCUUGCGGUGAGAUGUUACCCCAUUCUUCCACCAAGGCACCUGCAAGUUCCCGGACAUUUCUGGGGGGGGGGGGGGGGGAUGGCCCUAGCCCUAGCCCUAGCCCUCGCCCUCCCUCUGAUCUAACAGGUCCCAGGCGUGCUCAAUGGGUUUGAGAUCCGGCCUCUUCACUGGCCAUGGCAGAACACUGUGACAUUCCUGUCUUGCAGGAAAUCACUCACAGAACGAGCAGUAUGGCAUUGUCAUGCUGGAGGGUCAUGUCAGGAUGAGCCUGCAGGAAGGGUACCACAUGAGGGAGGAGGAUGUCUUCCCUGUAACGCACAGUGUUGAGAUUGCCUGCAAUGACAACAAGCUCAGUCCGAUGAUGCUGUGACACACCGCCCCAGACCAUGACGGACCCUCCACCUCGAUCCCGCUCCAGAGUACAGGCCUUGGUGUAACGAUAAACACGAAUUUGACCAUCACCCCUGGUGAGACAAAACUGCGACUUGUCAGUGAAGAGCACUUUUUGCCAGUCCUGUCUGGUCCAGCGACGGUGGGUUUGUGCCCCUAGGCGACGUUGUUGCCGGUGAUGUCUGGUGAGGACCUGCCUUACAACAGGCCUACAAGCCCUCAGUCCAGCCUCUCUCAGCCUAUUGCGGACAGUCUUGAGCGCUGAUGGAGGGAUUGUUCAUUCCUGGUGUUACUCGGGCAGUUGUUGUUGCCAUCCUGUACCUGUACCGCAGGUGUGAUGUUCGGAUGUACCGAUCCUGUGCAGGUGUUACACGUAGUCUGCCACUGCAAGGACGAUCAGCUGUCCGUCCUGUCUCCCUGUAGCGCUGUCUUAUGCAUCUCACAGAACAGACAUUGCAAUAUAUUGCCCUGGCCACAUCUGCAGUCAUGCGUCCUUGCAGCAUGCCUAAGGCACGUUCACACAGAUGAGCAGGGACCCUGGGCAUCUUUCUUUUGGUGUUUUUCAGAGUCAGUACAAAGGCCUCUUUAGUGUCUUAAGUUUUCAUAACUGACCUUAAUUGCCUACCAUCUGUAAGCUGUUAGUGUCUUAACGACCGUUCCACAGGUGCAUGUUCAUUAAUUGUUUAUGGUUCAUUGAACAAGCAUGGGAAACAUUGUUUAAACCCUUUACAAUGAAGAUCUGUGAUGUUAUUUGGAUUUUUACUUAUUAUCUUUGAAAUACAGGGUCCUGAAAAAAGGAUGUUUAUUUUUUAUAUAUUCCCAGUCGUGAAAUCCAUAGAUCAUGGUCCAAUGAAUUUAUUACAAUUGACUGAUUUCCUUAUAUGAACUAACUCAGUAAAAUCUUUGAAAUUGUUGAAUUUUGCGUUUUAUAUUUUAGUUCAGUAUAGAAAAUAAAACAUACUAAGUGGAGUGGAGACUUGAAAGUUGUGUUUUGCUCAGCUUCCAGUCAUCAAGGUUGGAAUGCCUAGGUUAUCACUCUUUAAGAUUAGACUGUCUAAUAUUAAGCCCCUCGCGUGCCUGGUGAUAGUGUGGCCAAUUGUGAUGAAUACCAGGGAGAAUAGGGAUCAUUUCAACAGCCAUGACAUUAGAAUGCCCUGUAUUUUCACCAGGCGGUGACGCAGAACCUUUUUCCACUGGGUUUUUGUUUCUUUCUCAAUUUAUGGGCGAUGGAAUUCUAUCCUGGUCAUGUGACUUUGAUUAGCCACACUAGCUCAAUGAUAGCAGUCAACUUUCCAUUGUGUAGUAGCUAGGCACAUAUGUCGACUUUGCACAAUAAGAGUUAGACUGUAUAACUUUUAAUGACGCUGUUGGUGUUAUGUGACGAACAUAAGGAGCACCUGGUGUUUCUGCCAGAGGUGAACUCAGUGGGUAAGCGUUUUUUUGUAGCACUAACGUUAUUAGCAGGUUAGGAUAAUUAACGUAGUAGGUUAGGAGACUGAGGUUAAGGUUAGGAAAAGAGUAAGAGAUCAGCGAAAAUGGUCUCCUUACCUGUUACGAAAAUCACUGUAUCGAAGUGUAGUGAAAAGUGCGUCCUCUGCGGGUAAAUAAUAUUUUGACUGUUCGCAUUACAGCUAGCUAGCUUGUUACCAGUGUUGGUGAAACCAUAAAUGGAGAGGAAGUACAAAACCAACGACGCUAGACAGAGAGGAAUUUGCUUAAGCAAAAGGCAGUUUAUUAAACACAGCUGGUACUGCUCAAGCUACAUGCAUGGGCCCAAUGCAUGGAUCCUUCUCAACUGUCUCCAUAAGAGGCAAUUGAUUGGGUCCAUGCAUGGGAGCUAUAACAUUUUAUAUUUACUACGACACCAGCUGUCGUCAAGUGACUAGCUAAAUAAACCAUCGAAUACAGUGGAACAUUAUGAGUCUUGAUAAAAACAUAGCUUGAUAGAUUGUCCUGGCUGUCUGUUGCCUGUCUUUGUCAAGCUAGUUACCUAGCUACUCCUGGCUGUAAACUGUACUGUUUCUGUCCAACAACAAUGUAACUCGGCCAUAGCCCCAUGAGGGGAUCUGAAUUGACAGAUGGUAUAGCAAAUUGUGAAAAUUCCAUCUAGACAAGGGAGUGCGCAUAUCUAACCCCAGGUGGGGUAGGUGCUAGGGGUAAUCUCUGGACAGGAGUCACAGGACCAUUGUAUUGCCACAAUUUUGAGAGCUAGCUAGCAUAGUUGUUUUUUCCUCAUCGGUGGUUGGUGAAUUUGGGCGAAUAGCGGUAGAGUUCCUGCGAAAGGGAACAAACGCUAAGAUCUAUGAGGGGGCUGCCAGUACGUAUCAGUUUCCAAGCUUUUAUAAACCUUCCCACAAAACAUCUUAUACAUGCAAAGCUGUCAUUCCGUUUCAUUGUCCAAUAAGUUUUACAUGGUAGACUGUUGUAGCCAACUAGUUUCCCCUCUCACUGUGUCCUCCAGGGAAGCGGAGUGUUGACGCAGAAACCGUACAGGAUGGUGUGGAGGGACUCGUACCUGCUCACCUAGAGCUCCAAACUCAUGGUGAGUAGCUACAGAGAGCCUAUCCCCUUUCUACAGCUAGCACACUCACCAUCUUUACUCCCUCUACCUACCACACUCAUUUUGCGGCAGCUCUCAGAUGAGUCCGGGAAACCGUUCCUUUUGAGUUUGGAAUUAACAUUAACAUGAAGCCUGUCCUGAACCGUGUGUGUCUGUGUUGUAGAUCUCUGAGGUUGACUUUCAGGACUCGGUGUUGGGCUUCACCGAGGAGCUGAACCAGCUGCAGCUCUACUUGGACCACAUGAAGGAGAUCCGACACAUCCUCAGUGUACUGACCCACUCACUGCCACGACCUGGAGUGGAGGCUGGAUGUACAGGGACUGUUGUCUCUCUGCCUGCCUGUCUGCUUUUUUUGGUGUGAGUGGAGUCUUUCUAUGUCUGUGUCUCUUUGACGGUACGUCAAUUCAGUUUGUAAAGUCUCUCUCCCUCCCCUAUCUCUCUCUCAACUAGCUGGCCAGUCGUGCCCUAAGGCACCAGGUGAAGCCUACACUGAGUAUGAAGCUGCACCUGGAGGAGAGUGGAGGUGAGAAGAGUGCUAAGGUGCUACAGACUGACCCUGCCACCCUGAUGCACCUCAUCCAGGAUCUGGAGAAAGCCUUGGCUGAGCUCAAGACCACCCAUUGCCGCAGGAUCCGGCUCAACAUCAAAUAG
Messenger RNA from Coregonus sp. 'balchen', 5506 nucleotides. Lineage: Eukaryota; Metazoa; Chordata; Actinopteri; Salmoniformes; Salmonidae. The record is from the annotation of a GenBank genome assembly.